Eremomyces bilateralis CBS 781.70 is the source of this 525-nucleotide messenger RNA. RefSeq lists its product as uncharacterized. NCBI's taxonomy places the organism in Eukaryota, Fungi, Ascomycota, Dothideomycetes, Eremomycetales, Eremomycetaceae. The record is from RefSeq and is a predicted model, not a curated record. Bases 1 to 525 code for a protein of 174 amino acids. The transcript is spliced from 2 exons.
AUGCAAUUCCUCACCCCCCUCACCCUCCUCUUCCUCACCCCCCUUCUCCUCGCUUCCCCCACCCCCCGCUCCCCUAUCUCCGCCUACGAAGUCACCAACAUGGGCCUCUUCCACGGCUCCGGGCGUCCCGGCAACGUGAACAACUACGUCGUGAACAUCCGGAUGCACGACCUCGACCCGGCCGCGAGCGACGUCUACACGAAUUGCACGGCGACGUGGCCGAUGGCUGAGCCAAACACGUGGCCUCACGAAUAUGUGGACUGCGCGGACGACGACGGGAAUGCGAGCUUCCAGUGGAAGUUUGGGAGGUUUUCGAGCCUGUCAGACUUCUUGUUCGAGGCGAAGCAUACGUAUGAGGAUCCGAGUGUCGGAUAUCCGAAUAUCGUUACGACCUGGGCGCACGCGAAUGUGACUGCCGGGCCAAACGCUGACCUCACAUGUGUCGGUGGUGCAUCAGGAGUCUUUUCGUGCGGAUUGCGGGACAGGAUCCCUCUUCGUGUUGAUGUCUAUCAGGCGAUUGCGUGA